GCUCUUCUUCUUCUCCCCUGCACGGAACAAGAAGCCCAGCCACCGACACACACACCCCCUUGAGGAACCGUAAGAAAGCUUGAUUUUUCCCUUCUUUCUUGUUCAAGAACAAGAUUUAGACCUUAGAAAUCUUCCCCUCUACAGAAAAUCCCAGAUCUACUCUGUUCCUUCCUCUCUGUCCGCUGCUCUUGGCUAGUGUGGGUGUGAUUCUUCAAGUUUGUGAUCCCAAAAUUUUCCCUCAAUUCCCGCCGGAUUCCCCCAACCUGCAGCUCCGGUUUGCUUGCUGAAUUUUCUGGUAAGUGACAGUUCCCUCUAAGUCCCAAAUUACCCAUUAGUUGCUGAAUUUAGUCCAGUUAAUUGCUACCCCUGUGUUGUUCGAAUUUCUGCUGAGUUAGGGGAUAAAUUCUGGUAGCAAUUAGGACAAAAUUAAGCUUAAUUCAUGUAGAAAUUAUGUGGUUGAGUGUUAAUUAGCUGCUGUGAGGUUUUGGAGAAAAAUCCCUUGAAAUUAGCUAUUGUUUUGUCAAGCCGGUUCCUCCAUGUUGUUGUCCGUGAAUUGGAGAAUUUUGUAUAUGUGUGGUAUGUAUAUAUAUAUAAAUGUGCAAUCUGAUUUUUGUGCUCAAAUUUCGGAUAGAAGAAAAAUAAGCAUAAAUAAAUAAAUAAAUAAAUAAGAUUUUUUUGUGGGAUUGAUGGCCGGCAACAAUAGGAGGAUUUAAAUGUUUAGUUUAUAUUGAGAAUAAAAUUGAGAUGUCCGGUCAUAUGGUUAUUAAUUUUGGAAUAUUUUGGUUAGGUUCUUGGUUGUUCUGUCACCCUAGCACUUGGAGUGAAUUUUCUGUGUUAUGCAAUUGAGAUAAGUAAAUUAUGGUAACGCUCUUCAAUUUCAAAGUAAAAGCAUAUUUUAAAUUGUUUUUGAGAUGGUGACAAGGUUUAAAUUGAUUUUAUUAGCACCAAACAUGAUUGGUUUGAAAUGGAAUUAUUAUCAUUUUCAUUGAAUAAAGCAUGCCUACUUGGAGUUUACUUAACUGCCCUGAUGAUCUGAGAAUUUUUGUAAAUUAUAAUUUUCCUGUUAAAUCCAUGCCCACAUGGAAUUUUUCCCGUUUAUUCUUGAAAUUGAGAUUGUAAAUUACGGAUUUUUCCUGUAAAUCCUGCAUGGUUUUGUCUCAAAUAUAGUCAUGAUUACUGAUUACUGACGCUCGCUAAUGGGAGUUGUAAACGCUAGCAUAUGUUGACAUAUUUACUGAUAAAACUGGUUCAUUCUGUAAUCCUGCCAAUGGGAUAAUACAUUUGUUAUUAUUGAUGCUUGCCAAUAGGCUAAUACAUUGGUUAUUACUGACACCUGCCAGUGGGAGUUUGUUAAACACUGGCCGUGAUUUAUAGAUGAGACUACUACUGAAUCUUAUUCUGCAUUAACGGUUUAUCAUUGAACGUUUUGUUAUGUUAAAUUGUUUAUCAGGCAUGCUUAAAUUUUA
This is a messenger RNA of Rubroshorea leprosula, 1466 nucleotides long. The record is from the annotation of a GenBank genome assembly. Lineage: Eukaryota; Viridiplantae; Streptophyta; Magnoliopsida; Malvales; Dipterocarpaceae.